This is a messenger RNA of Octopus bimaculoides (California two-spot octopus), 8782 nucleotides long. Its product is annotated as pleckstrin homology domain-containing family A member 8. Gene Ontology annotation, cellular component: cytosol; membrane; cytoplasm. The record is from RefSeq and is a predicted model, not a curated record. Gene Ontology annotation, biological process: ceramide transport; intermembrane lipid transfer. NCBI's taxonomy places the organism in Eukaryota, Metazoa, Mollusca, Cephalopoda, Octopoda, Octopodidae. Gene Ontology annotation, molecular function: ceramide 1-phosphate transfer activity; ceramide 1-phosphate binding.
CCGGCCGGAACUUUUCUGCAUCUGGCCGAUAAAAUACGAAACACUAUAAAGUUGCCAACUCAGUAAUGUGACGUGUAUUGUAAGAGAAACAUGGAGGGUACGCUAUUUAAGUGGACGAAUUAUUUAUCGGGUUGGCAACCUCGAUGGUUCAUUUUAGAAAAUGGUAUUUUAUCUUACUACAAAUCUCAAGAAGUAGUCAAUAGUGGCUGUAAAGGGUCAAUAAAGAUGACAGUAUGUGAUGUAGUUGUACACCCAUCAGAUUCCACACGGUUAGACCUGGUUAUUCCUGGAGAGCAGCACUUCUACCUAAAAGCAGCUACACCUCAUGAACGCCAACAGUGGCUUAUUGCCCUUGGUACAUCAAAAGCUUGCUUGGCAAAUGGACGAUCCCCACAGAGUACAGGAGAAAUUUCCCCUGAUAUUGUCAAAACCAAAAAAUCAGAACUGAGAUUGUAUUGUGAUCUUCUGAUGAAGCAAGUCCAUUCUGUAAAACAAGCAAUCUCAAACCCAGAUGAAACUCCGGAUAUUCAGAAACUGAAUGAUGCCACAUCUCUGUUGAGUGCGACCUGUGAUACCUUCAUACAAACCCUUGAAGACUGUAUGAGAAUUGCCAAUGCAACAAUAGCUUAUGAAGUGCCUAACCAAUAUGUAAUAAAUUCUUCCAUACCAAUUUCAUCUCCAACCAAAAGCAACUAUAAAUUGGCAACAAAGAAUAACAUUCGAAAAUCAAUAUCCUUAGACAGACCAAUUAUGAAAAAUGGUAUUCAAGACCAUAAAUCAAUGAAAUACUCAAAUAGUGACCAAUAUUUACAAAAGAAAUCUCCAAACAGAAUGGACAGUGUAACUUCAGAUUCUUCAGACUGUCAAAUAUCUGGCUGUGAAGACAACAGUAACCGUUCCCUUAGUUCUGAUACUAGAAUAAUGCCUGCCGUACCGUCAGAUCUGAGGCCCCGUCACAUAUCAGAUGAAAGUUUAAUCAUAAUGAAUUCCACAGACACUUUCUUUUCUUAUCUGACACACAGCUUUGAAACAUGUCUUCUUGAUAGUGCUGGUGAAGUCCCUGUUGAGCCAUUCCUUGAUUCUUGUAAAUCAAUUUUACCUAUAUUUGAUAAAUUGAAUAGUACAGCAUUUGCAACAGUGAAAAUGGAUUUUUCUAGCAACAUUCAGAAAAUUGAGAAGAAAUAUGCUACCAAUUCAGAAUUUACAACAUUACAGAAAAUGAUUACAUGGGAAUUAGAAGCCAAUGAACAACAUUUAUCAAAUUCUGUUGCAGUUGCUGUAUUAUGGAUGAAAAGGGCUUUAGAAUUUAUUCGAGAAUUCAUAUCUGAAAUUCACAAUGGCAAGGCUGAUUUGAGUGAAGCAACAACAGAAGCUUAUAAUAGAACCUUGAAACCUUUCCAUACGAGGUUUGCCCGUAGUAUAUUUGGUGUUGCUAUGAGAGCCAUUCCAACUCGUGAUAUGUUUCUAGCUCAAUUACAUUCUAUUAGCUAUCCAGUCCCAAAAGAGGAUAUUGACCGAAUACUUGACCAUCAUAUGGUAACAUUUAUAAAUUCUCUGAAACCAAUUAUUCAAUCCAUAAAUGACUUUUACUGUGCCAAUAAUCUUGAUUCAGAAGAACAAGUGUGAGCAGACUGAAAAGAACAACCCCCACCCACCAAAAAAAACAAAACAAAACUAAAAAAACACAACCACGAAUUGAUGAAAACAAAACACUUUUAAACAUCCUUUUAAACUGGAAAAAUAUAUACCUGUAUGUAUGUUUGUAUAUAUGUAUACAUGAUGUGUGCAUACCCUUAUGUGCAUAUGUAUAUAUAAGGAUUUACAGAUUUAUCUUUGUUCUCACUCUUUUGAGUUGGUGCAGCGAUAUUAUAAUGGACAAGUCUUGUUACAGCUUUUUUUUUUUUCUUGUUUGCUUCUUAUAAUUUUCUUUCUUUCAAUGUGAUACUGGAAAGAUUGAAUCUAUAAACCAAACCCUCUUGGUGGAUGACAUAUAUAUAUAUAUAUAUAUAUAUAUUUAUAAAGCCCAGUGAUAAAAUGGUGGUCCUCUGUAAUAAGAAGUAUUCAUUUGUAUAAUUUCUCCUUUUUUUUCUUUUUCUGAGUUUGAAAGAUUUUAUUUAUUUUUUUCUGAAUGGCUCUGAUUGUGUUGAAAGUAUGCCCUGCACUAUAAGGAAGUAUAUAUGUGAAAUAUCUAGGGGUGCAUCAUCCAUAGAUUAGGAAGUCCUUGCCAUUGAAUAUAAAUUAUCAAUCAUUUGUAUCUUGGAAAAUAUACUAAAGCUUUCUAGUCCUUUCAAGAAUAUCUUAUCACAUUCCAAACAACUUUCUAGAAAAUCCUGAUUGUACAAAUUUACUCCUUCUCGAUUUACAACUUUGCUGGAAUUGUAAUAGUUAAGACAAAAUAGUUUGACAUUUUCAUUCUGACAUUUAUUGUCAAAGGAAAAGUAUAUUGAUUUUGUACUGUUUAUAAUAUUAAACAAAUAUAGUAGAUAUCUUUUGCUUUUCAAAAGUGUUCUGAAAAAUUUUCUCUACCACACUAGAAACUUGCGUUGUGCAUUCCCAACCUAUUUUGGGUACGUUUUCAUUUCUUUAAUGCUUCAUUCUUUUUAUAUUUCUAAUAUUCUUUUAAAUUUAGAUAUACUUUAUGUAUCAUAAUUUAAGUAUACAUAUUAGUAGAAUACUAAAUAAAUUUCAUCAAAAAUUAUUUUACUUUUCAACUAAAUUUAUAGUCACCAAAUUCUAUAGUUAGCUGUUAACUUUUCUCUUUUUAACUACUUCAUCAAUCCUAAAGGGUCAUAGAUAUUACAUAAAUUUAUAUUCAUUAUUUAAAUCAUAAUAUCCUAAGCUGGAAAUAUUUUAGCAUGAAAUAUCAGAUCAUGACAGCAAAUCUUAGUCUUGAAUCAAUAGAGCCUGGCUGUUUCAAUGGUACAUAUGAAUUGCUUGAUGUACUUCUUAUUCUCUUCACAGAAUUAGAUAGAAAAAACCUCCAACUGCAUUUGCAAAUGUAAUAUAUUAAUUGCCUGCUUAUUUAUCAAUGUUUUAAUCAUUCAAAACUUUGAUUUCUGAAAUAUUAAACAAAAAAUUCAGAGAUUUCAUGUGACAUUUUUCAUUUCUAAGAUGAGUUGCUAUUUGAAAUAUUUUUAUAAAAAGUUUUACAUUAAAAAUAUUUUUUUAGAAAACCUAAAGAUUUUAUUGUUUCCCUUCUUUUAACUGUUGGCGUCUCCUCACCUUCCUUGAAAUAUAUUUUGUCUGUUUUCUUUUCCAAAUGUCUAGAUCCCUUUAGUUUCCUUCCUCACUUUGCCCUUCAUCAUGAACAAAUUAAAAUUUUUUCCCGAUUAAGUUUACCAGAACAUUUUGUCAUAGUAUUAUAUUUCUACACAUUUCCAUGGUUCUGUCUUUAUGAACAAAGUUUUUAUUAUUAUUUAUCAAACAAUAAUUGAAAGCAAAAGAACAAUAAAUUACAUGAACUGUUAAUUGCUGUGUAGACUUUGACUAAUGUUAAUUAAUAAUCGACUACUUUGUGGAUAAUAAUUUUAUUCUCCGUAUGAGUUUUGUGGAUGUUGGAGAAUUAAUCAAUUUUCUAAAGAUUUGUCUUCCAUCCUUAUAAAUCAGAAUUGAUUCUCAAACAUUUAUCCAGAAUUCUAAUUCAGAAGAGAAACUAGAAUUUCAAAUUAGGCGAAAGCAGUUUCUGAAUUAUUUGGUAGUUUAGAAAUUAUCAAGUAUGGUUUCAGUCUGGUUUGUUGACUUGAAAACAAUGUCAAAAUGUAGUUUAUGGAAAAAUCUAUUCCAAAAUUAUUGACACAGGCUGGAUGUCUUCCAUAUUCUCGUGUUUGUUCUUUCAGCUAAUAUCAACUUAAAUAGUGUAAUAACUAUAUCAUUUGUAGUAAGAAAACUUUCUUUAUACUAUGAAAGUGACUAUUAAAACAAAAACACAGACAUAUCUGAUUUUUUUCUUUUUUUUUUUGUAGCAUUUGCUGUUGAAAUAACAAAUAAUUAAAAUCUUAGAGAAAAUUGAAAAGUCAUAGCAUUUGGAGAAUAUUUCUUUUUUUAAAUCAUUAAAGAAUAUGCAGAGAUUGCAUCAAAAUAUUGCAUGUGAGAUGGACGUUAAAUGAGGAUAAUGUAGUCAGCUUGUAACUUUGUGUUGAGUUUGGCAGCCAAAGUUUAAUUUGUUGAAAGGAUUUAAACUCGUAUUAGAAAAAGCAAAAGUUAAUUUACAGUGGGUCCAAUGAUAGAUAAAUUACAUAUCCCAUUAAUUACAGGAUUGUUGUAACGCUGUUCUGUUAUGUCUUUCAAACAAGCUUGGGUUGCUGCUAUUCAAGGGAAUAUUGAGGUUAUUGAGAUUUACGUACAUCUGCCCUUAAAAACAUAACUAGUACUUAGAAGAUUCUUUUGGGAUUCUCAGCCAUACUGUUGUCUCUUGCUUGAAGAGGCUGGGAAACACCAAAGUUAUCCUUAGCGAGAUCUGAACUUAGAAUGUAAAGUUCUGGAACUAAAUAGGUCCUCUAUUCAGUUCAUUUGACUAAAAUUCUUCAAGAAGGUACCCAAACAUGGCUGCUGUCUAAUGACUGAAACAGGUAAGAUAAAUACCAGAAGGUAUUUUGUCUGAUAUUCUCCUGAUUCUGCCUAUUCACUUCCUAAUAGUUAGGUACUGUGAGAAUAGGUAAUUCUAUACAAAGUAAUAGAAACAAGACUGAAAUAUGUUAUCAAAUGGUGAUAAAGUGUAUGUAACCGAUCUGAAGUACUGUACCCCAUGAUACAGAUUUAGUUAAUUUAUUUUCUGAAGUGUAUUCAGUAUUUGCUAUUUUAAUCCUUUAGCAUUCAGAUUACUCUGUUAAAUGUAAUUCUUAUUUAUUCACAUUGUUUUGAAUUAAUCAUGCAUUAUCUUGAAGCCUCAAAAUUUCAAUGUGAUUGUUUAUUUUUGCACUGAAGGGUAUGUGUGAAAGGCAAGACAUGGCCAGUUUGAAUACAAAGCAGGUAGAAUAUUUUGGCUGGAUGUGGCCAGUUCAAAUGCUAAAGUUUAAGUUAAUAUGUUAGACAUAUGAUCUGGAAUAAUGAAUAAAUUUUUAGUUGUUUUAAAUCUCUUGUAUUUUUUAUCAGCCUCUUAUGAUUUUUGCUAGAUAAAAUAACCAAUGCUCAGAAACAAAAGGAACAGGUUUCAUUUUGAAAUAAUUUAGUCAUAACAAUAAUCAUAAGUUUUUGGCUGGCUAAAACAAUUUUUCUCAACCAUUUCCUAGUCAAACUAAAGGGCUACAAUUAGUAAAUGAAUUCACAUACAGCUUUUUUGAAAAUAGAUUAUAUAUAUAUAUAUAUAUAUAUAUAUAUAUAUAAGAGUAUUAUAGUUCGCUUGAAGCAUUGUGUAUUGUUUGUAAAGAAUAAAAAGUUUAGAAUGGUACAACAAUGCACUAUAAAACAAAAAAUGGACUAUAUACCUGUUGUAAUUUGGUUAUCUAUAGUCCGAUGAUAUUUCAGAAUUACAAUUCCUUCUUCAGAUCUUCAUCAUCAUCAUCAUCAUCAUCUUCUGAGAUGGAUAAUUGUAUCAAGGACCUAUAAACCUUUAAGGGAUGCUAUCAUCCUAGUUCUUCUUCUCAUUCAUAUAUACACACACACACACACACACACACACACACACACACACACAUUUCACUCCUGUAAGAACAAAGAAAGUUAUUUUCUUAGUAUGUAUUACUUUAUUCAUUAACUUUUGGUCUAUGAAGUUUAGUAGAAUUGUGAAACAAAGCUCUUUUUUUUAAUUGUUCUGCACAGACUUGCUUAAUGAAUUCAGUGGGAAGGCUGCAAGGAUUAUAUUUAUGGGCAGGAAUAAUAAAAAGAAAGGAUUCCAAAUGGCAGUCAGUUAGGUUGAGGAGAUUUAAGUUACAUAAUCACAAAUUUCAGCCAAUAAUGUGGUUCAAGCCAUAGCUAACAGUGAAGCAUCAUAUUGUGUGUAUCAUACAUAUAUUUUGAAAAGGUCUGUUCUUGUUAGAAACAUUCAUGAUGUCAGUAUUGUUUGAAAUGUGCUUUAGGGGGCCAUUCUUUUCCUUCCACUUCAUGUGUAGCUACUAAUUAAAGAUUUCUCUAGUUGAUUACAUGGCAUGUUUUCAUCCAAUGGAAAUGUGUAGUACUACUAACUCAAAUAUUUCAAACAAACAUGGAAAAAUCAGUAUUAUGUUGAUGAAGUAUCAAUGUUAUACGUAUGGGCGAUUUUUUUUUUUUUUUUUUUUUAAAUUUUUUUUUUUUUAACUUGCCUGAGAGUAUUGCAUUCUGUUCCAUUUGAUUCGUUAAUUUUCCCCACAUUAUGGCUUUAUAGUGUUUUGUCUUUUCAAGGAGGAGCACAAUGUAUUUUUCUAAUUUGAUUUUCAUCUUGCAUCCUUGCACAAUCAGUGAGAGGUUGUCCAUAAAUUCAACUUUUCUAUAGAAUACCACUGUUCAGUCUUUCCGAUUCUGACUUCAAGCAGUUGUAGUAUUUUUUUGUAAUUGCUAUUUGUUCAGUCAUUCAAAUGUGUGUAGUUGUAUAUAUGCUAAUUGUAUGUAGGUGUUUGUAUAUACAGAAGUAUGUAAGUGUACAUGGACAUAGUAAUGCCCUAUCUUUAUGAUAUUCCUUUUCAAUGUAAAAGAAAUAUAAUAAAAAUGCAAAGUGAUGACCCAUGUAUGUAUUAUUUUGGAUAAUGGUUAACAUUGGCUUUAUUUAUUCAAUAACUUUAAGUUGUAUUCUGUCUGGAAACUUUUGUCUAUCUACAACUUGCGGUCAAUAUUUGAAGGUUGGUGAGGAGCAGUUAAAUUUAAGGGAAAAUAGGAAAUAGCCCAUCUUCAGCUGCUUAAAUAUAGACCUUAAGAGUUGCAGCAUUAUAUAUUAUAGCAACCUAAAAUUUUUCAUUAUAUUCAUUAACAGACUUUUAUCUUCAAGGAGAAAAAAUAAAUGCAUGCGAGAUAAUUUUUAAAGACUUUUUUUUUCUUUUGAUAACAGAAAAAAAAAAUUCUUUAUUUUUGGUUGACUUUUAAGGUUAGCCUAUUAUUUUUGUAUGGUUAUGAAUUAAUGGUACUGAUAUAUAUGUGACAUUGCUUACUGUAAAUGUCUUUGACUUCUGUACUUCAUGGUAAUGACUUGUUAUAUUGACAUAAGACCACAGGGGAAAGAUAAGCAGUUUGAGCUGACUCAGUAUAUGACUGGUAUUUGUUGACAAGGGUGGGAUGAAAGGUAGUCAAUCCUUGAUGGUAAUUGAACUCAAAACUGCAGAAACAAAGCUAAAUACUGUAAGGCACUUAGAUGCCAUUUUGCCAUUCCAUUGCUGUUUUUCAUUUUUUUUUUAAUAAUUGUUUUUUUUUGUUCUUUUUUUUUUCAAAGAAAAUCUUUUCAUGUAAGGAGAAAAGAGCUUUUAACAUGGAGUCGACAAAUUCACUCUCUUUACAUAUCAGGCAUUUCUAAUUUCUCUUACACAUGACUACUACUUUCACAUUUUCACUGGGGUUUAUUUCAUUACAUUUUCUAAGCCAGUCAGCAGAAGUAGCAAAUGCAAAUUAUAUUAUAUUUUAUCCUAAAUUAAUCAAGUUUAACUUAAGAGAAUUCAUGUCUACUUAGAAAAGCAUUUUUUUUUUUUUGUAUUUUUUUCAUAAAUAAUUUCUCACUUAUUUAAAAAAAAAAUAUUUCUUGAAUUCAUUAUUUCACUCUCAAUUCUAUGUUGUAUGAAGCAUAGAGUAGUAACUCAAGCUCUUGAUAUGAAUGUGAUUUUCCAUCAUACUGAUCCUUUUAAAACAGUAUUUCUCUCUCUACAUAUCUCUCUCUUAUUUUCUUAUUUCCUUUUUUAAUUUUUUUUAAACCAGCAAAAUGUUUCUUAUAUUUGGUGAGCGUUUAGUGUAAUAGCAUAUGCAACAAAUUUAUCUUUUCAUUUUAUUUAACUUAAACCCCUCCAAGUUUUACUUGUUUCAGCCAUAGUCUUUGGCACCAGCAUAGUAUAAGAAAAGCUAAAUAAAAUUUGAUGUACAAAAUAGUUUUUGUGUGUGUAUGAGAGAGAGAAAGAGAGUAUAGAAUGUAAUGGUUAAUUUCCUUUUAGAGGAAAGGAAACAAAAAAAAAGGAAUUUUUGUCAAAUUGUAAAUAAACAACGUUGUGGCUUUAUGUUAAAGCCCUUGUUUCUGAGUUGAACUUUUUGUAGUGGGAAAAACUUUGUCCACUAUGGUGAAGCAAACUACUAUGCGUAUGUAUAUAUGUGUGUGUGUGUGUGUGUGUAUAUAUAUAAAUAUAUAUGUUUCAUAUUGUAGUUAUUUCUUUGGAAAUGUGCUUCCUUAGCUGAAUUUUUUUUUUUUGUAUUAAAAAAAGUCAGUUUCACUAAUUCAAUUAUGCAUACAUACAUACAUACAUACACUUCUCACCUUGUACAUAAAAUAUUUCAUUAAUAAUAACAAUAAUAAUGAUUGUAUUAUAUUAUUUAGCAAGCACCAUAAAGUAGAGGUAAGCUCCUAGUGGGCAGUCCUUGACCUGAGUUUGAUUCUUAAUUGUAACCAUUUUACUCCAGUUUUGCCACUAAUGCCUUGAGCAGGCAUGAAUGUCAAAAACUUCCCAUCUCUCCAUUCUUAAAAAUCUUGGGCUUCAUGUUUAUGUAAAUGUACAAUUAUAUGAUUUUGUUGGAAAAGCUAUCCACUUUUCCUUGAUUCAAAUGGAUUGACUGUAUAUAAAAUAAAUGAACAUUUUCUUUUUUUUUUUUUUAAACUCAUUUAGACUGAAUGGUAUGUUUGCCUGUAAAAUCUGAUUUCAUGGCAAAAGCCGUACAUAAUUAAAACUGAGAAACAAACUGUUAA